UCACCACAAGUCUUUUUGCUUGGCUGUUUGAUUUUAUUCAUGCUAGUUUGCUUUGUAGGCCCAAGUCUAGGCUUUAGGUCCUAUUUCCGUGUUCUUGAGAUUCUUCUCUAAGAUACUUGGCUUGUUUUCUUACGAACGUGAAGACAACGGCCAAGUCUAACGAUUCACAACGCAGCCAUUAGGCCCUGUGGGGUUUUUUUUCUUAUCAGUUUUUAGACUUUUGGGAAAGUACUUCUUGUUGAUUGCUUAACAAAAACAAACAAUGGACAGAUCAUCUGUUGUUGUUAUGAUGGUCCCUGCCUUUACGAUAUGAAGCCAUGGACAAGCUGAAGAAGAAAAACAACAAGGGAGGAGUUUCUAAUAAUUCAACAUCUGAGUGGUCUCGCACUGGUAGCUUCAUGAAUAAACCAGACAUAGGAUGGAUCCAUCCAGAUGCCCAGCUUUCUCCAGAUGCUGGCAUUUGCUAUGGAGUCAGGUACAUUGGCUGCCUGGAAAUAAAAGAGUCCAUGAAAACUCUUGAUUUCGAUACCAGAACCACCAUUGCAAGGGAAUCCAUAAACCGGGUGGCUGAAGCUGCUGGUCUGAAAACUGCAUCUAAAAAGAAAAAGAUUGACCGCCGUCUGGGAAAGAUGAUGGGCGACCUACCGCAUAUGCAAUACGCUGGGUCCAAUGUGAAUUUGACAAUUACCACUGACAGUAUUAACCUGAUGGUCAUGGAGUCAGGCGAGAUCAUUGCUGAUCAUCCUCUUCAUGUUGUUUCAUUUGCAUCCGGUGGAGAUGUGGACACCUUGGAUUUUGUCUCAUAUGUGGCAAAAGAUCCUGAGUAUGGCAGAGCUUGUCAUGUGUUGGAGUGUGGAGGUGGGCUUGCUGAGGAUGUUGUCACCACAAUUGGCCAAGCUUUUGAGUUGAGGUUCAAACAGUAUCUGAAAAAGCAACCUAAAGCUGUGCAGUUGCCUGACAGACAAGACAAUCCAGGAUUUGAGGAUGAAAAGUGGGGAAAUGCUGAUGAUUACUACAAUGACAAUCCUGAUGCAAUUGCUCCUGUGCCUGGGAUGGAAGCUGCAGCAGCAACCCCGGUAGUGCCUCCACGACCAGAGCUAAGUACUACUGGAACACAUGCCACUGUAAAGGAAGACCAAGGUUAUGAUGAACCAAAGGAAGAUGCAGCGGGGACCGGUGGCUUAUAUGAUAACAAAGCAGCAAAAACCAAUGGAGAGGCUGGUAUGAGUAAAGUGGAAGGUGUGGAGUAUGACAAUAGGGGCAAGCAUCUCACAGAGCAAGAUCAAAAUAGCCAAAUUGAUGCUUUUGACAUGGAACCUUUCAGUGUUGAUCUACCUCCACCUCCGGUACCUGUUGCUGCUGCCUCUUCAAAAAAGUCACACAAAGGGGCUGAGAUGGAUCUCCGUGAGAAUAAAUCUCCUUCUACAGAAGCAUUGGAGCCUGUCUUUGAAGAGUGGUAUCAUGGAGAUCUGCCUCGUAAACAGGCUGAGUCCAUGCUUGAAUUUGAUGGUGAUUUCCUCGUAAGGAAAAGUUCUAACAGCCCAGGACAAUUUGUCCUGAGUGGCAAGCAAGCAGGAGCUCCCAGACAUUUAUUACUGGUUGACCCUGAGGGAAUUGUCAGAACACGAGACUUUAUAUUUGACAGUGUAAGUCACCUCAUCAACUACCACAGACAGAACAAUUUACCCAUUGUGACUCAGGGAAGUGAGCUACAGCUUGUUCGGCCUGUGAAGACCUCCCUUUCAGCUAUUUAAUCCCGAUGUCAGCUUUCACAGGUGUUGAGAAUGUGCAGUGGUGAGAUGUCUUAUAUAUUGUGAACCAAUUCUGAACAAGGAGCAUAAGAUCAGUCUCCUUAUGAAAUGGCUUAGUGGUUUUAUGUUUUUAUUGAACUACAUGUAGUUGUCAGCAAUGAAUGUUGAAAGAAUUCAAGAGAGAAUGUUACUGAAACAUUUAACAAUAGUGUUCUUUUCACAGUGUUUGUCUGUGAAUGGGGUUGAAUGUAUUUGGGGGCUUCUCUUUCAUUGCAACAAGGACUGUCAGUUCAACAUACAACAUUUAAGGCUAAAAUAAAAAGUAGCACUCUCACCCUUCUACAUAUUAUUUAUGGGGACACUUGUACUAUUGUAUGCACCCAAGGGCACAGGCCUUCAAAUGGUGGGUGUCUUUAAAAAAGGACCCAUUCAAAGGGCAAUAACUUGGUCAUCUUAAGACUAAUGUCAACGAAACUUUGAAGAAAUGAAAUUCAACCAGGGGGACAUUACAUUCUUCACAAUGAAAUAAAUCAACCAUCAUGUUCGAAUAAAAUAAGUUUUUAGAAUUUCAACCCAAAUUGAGUGAAAUUCAAAACAUUGCAAGUUCUUUAAAGUCGACCAUACUGGGGUACUGGUCUUUUUUCAAAUAGUCAUUAUUUGUGUAUUGAAGAACAGAUGUAGGAAAAAAAAAUGAUUGCCAAAUAAAUCUAAGGAGGUGAUGGCUAUUUAAAUAUCCAGGUGUUGACCAUUUCUCUCCUUACAAGCUCGUCCAAUAUGCCACUGUAAAUUUUGAAUGAGCCCAUGGCAUCUUUUUGGGUCUAUUCUGGGGACGCCCUGUUCAACAAUGAAUUUUGAUUGUUUAUAGCUUGUUUCCGCAGACUCUGUCUGUCAAAAAACUCCAAAGGUAAUCAUUUAAAGGGCUCAAAUUUGAAGGAAUAUUGUGACCAUUCAUUUGUAAACUUUCGGCCUUUAAGGCGUUCCCUAUACAUUUGGGGUGUGGCUCUCAUCCAAGUAGAACCAGGCCUCUACAGCUUAACACUUUCGCCUCCCCGAACUUCUCCAAAACUUUUGCAGCACAAUGAGAUAUCAAUCUGACGUUAUUGUUGUGGUUUAUUGUCCUUGUCCAUAAACGAGAACGGGCUGAUCACACCCUUGUAGCUGAACAUUUCUAAGAAGUGAAAUUUUGCGUUUUUCCCAAAUUUGGUUUUAAAAAAUUUUACUUGAUAUUUCACGGAGGCGUCAAAGGAUUUCCUUCAGAUCAACUUGAUGUCCCCUGUUUGAAUUUUAUUUGUUUUAAGUUUUGUUAAAAUUGGUGCACUACUGACCGAGUUAUUGCCCUUUAAAUGGGUCGUCUUUUGUUUAGACACCCUUUACUUGGCCUUGUCUGGUGUGCGAAAACAAUCUGGUGCCAGCACUGGCUUGCAGGAAAACAGUAUUACUGUCUGGGGCAGAAUUAUAAAUAUUGCGCUAAUGGAUGCCCAAAGAUUUUUGAAGGACUAAUCUUUACUUCUGUUGUCCAUAGCAUGGGUUCAUUGUGUACUGAACAUUGUGAAAUUGAAAUUAUACUGUCAAGUGUGAGUAUUGAUUUUUGCCCAAAAGCACUGUAGUUAUCAUUUUCCUGAACAAGCCUGUUUUUAUGUUAUGUAAUGUGACGUUUUAAAAUGGAAAUUCAUUGCCCAGUUGAUGUUGGUUGGAAAAAAAGUAUAAAAAUGUAUUUUUAUUCAUGAAAAAUCGUUAGUCCAAUUUCACCUGUCGAUUAUUUAGGGACUGUUCAUAGAACAAACCUCCCUACGAGGACCAUUGAAGUUAUCUUUUCAUAAAGAGUUUUUGUGUGGAUGCCACUCAGCGCAUUGGACUGUUUUAUACACGCAUAGUAUCGAUCUCUACACUCAAGAGUAAAUUUGAAUUCUUAUUUUUUCAGUUGUGUAGACAUUGUUGUGUACAGUGUGUAGGCCUACAUGUUUGGAAGCCAUCAUGUUAUGCCACUACUACUACGCAUCGUAAAUUUGAAAGCUGUAUUUUAUGGUUUUGACCUUUCUUUUUUACGUGAUCUGGCAGGCCAGAUGUCUUUGUUUUUCAAGGACAGUCCCUAAGCAGUCAAGCAGGGUCUAUCGCCAGUUCACUUUUGUCUGUCCGAUUUUUAAGAAAAUUCUAGCUCAUUUAUUAAUUUACCAAUGUGCACAAAACUUUUCCCUGUAUUAUAUUACCCUUUUGUGUGCAUAUACAGGAUCACUACAUUGCUUAUAACCUGCUCAUUUUGAGUUUGAGACAGCGCCAUCCCCAGUCCUUUCAUUUAAGUUUGCAGAUUUCCUUGUCUAGAUAUCUUUACGCGAGCCUUGAAAAGUACUCAUCCCUUUUUUGGACCAUGUUUUGUAGACAUGCGUACAUGUGGUGUUGAUCAAAGUAGGUCUACGUUUUGAUGUUUUAGUUGUUUGCUGUAAAUACCCUAUUAUUUUUUAAAAUCUGCUUUAGGCUUACAUCAAAGAAAAUAUAUUGGAAAUUUAGUUUACAGUGACUUUCAUUAAUUGGCUUUUCGAUUCUGUUGGUCAUCCAAAUUUUAGACUUCCAUGCAAAGACCUGAGAAGAUAAAACAGAGCAAUUUAUUUUUAUCUUGUUUUAACCACGGUCAGAUGAGAGUGAACAAGCUGUGUAAAUCAAAUUCUUGGGGUUUUUGGAUAAAGCUGUUAUUUCAAUAAAGACAGUAAGGGGCAUCAUACAAUAUAGUUUCAAGUUUCACUCUGUUUCAUUAUUUUCAUUAUAGUUUUUAUUAUUAAAAUAUGAGUGCCCAGAUCAUAGUACUUGAUUUGAGCACUCUCUUUUUCUUCAAAUUUCUGAAACUUCAAAGAAAAAGAUGUCAAAGACCCUUGUUGAGCGACACUGAUGAUCAGUUGUGUGAGUUGUGUCAUAAUUCAUAAGCAUUAAUUGUGACUGUAUUCCCAGAUUUAAGUUUAAUAUAUUAGCCUUCUAAUGACUGCACAUUUUAAAUGACCUCAUUGAAUUCACCACUACCACUACUACCAGGUACAAAUUUUGAUUCAGUAUUAUAGGUUGCUUUUAAGCACAAGUGGGCUAUCCCGCAAAAUGCUGUCUUGAGAAAAUCGAAGAUAAACUUUUUGCCCUUUGUUAAGUUUCUUUAAAAGACAAAUAGAGUUUUCUCUAUACCCAAACAAAUUGCCCACUUAUGAUGUAGGUCAAGAUUUCUGGAAACCCCCGAAAUCUGGGUUAGCCCGCUUGUCCUUAAAAGCAACCAGUUAAUUCCCAAUUUGUUAAAAAGGUAUUUGUAAACUGGUGAAGGUUGCUUUUAAUUUCUUUGGGGGGGAAAAAUGGCUUAUCUGUCAUGGAGGGAUUUGUUGUCCUUCAAUAGAAUUAGUAUUUGGAACCAAUACACACUGGCAAAUUUAGUCAAAUUUGUCUCGAGAGGAAAUUUUGUUUUCAGAUAAAGUUCAUCGCUCAAGAAAUUAAAAAUGGUAAACAUCAGGUUAUGAGGAUAUUGCCAGUAUCCAUUGAUCUGUAAGGAUGGCAUGUAGUAUUGUUUUUGAUACCAUAAUUUUUCAGUUUUUGUUAAUUACUGCAAUAAUUUAUCCUGAUUUUGAAGAAGAGCAGCAGAAAGCCAUAACCUUUUGUUAUAUAGUCUGUGAUUUAUCUCUUUGUUUGAAAACGUGUAAAAAUGAUUUGUAUGAUAACAAUUUAUUUUUGUAAAGUUUAGACAGUAAUUUCAGUCUGUUCCUUAGUUUGAUCUGCCUUUGUUUUUGUACAGUCUAGCAUGCACAUAGUGAAAAAGGGGGACACCGUUAGCUCAGUGGGUAUCAUGCUGGACUAUUGAGCGUAUGGCCCUGGUUCAAAUCCCAGACUGGGUGUUCUUGAACUCGGCUCGUUUUAUGGAGUUUUCAAAGCUGUCAAAUCAUUUGGCUCGGCCGUAUUGGAGAUGGACGUUAAAUACUUAUACCAAAUAGUGUUGAUAGGAAUGUGAAAGCUAUACACUUACUUUACACUUACAGUUUACUUACAGGUUACAAAGCGAAAUUGGCAGGAUGCAGAAAUCUUUUCGCUAUGUAGGAAUUUCCCUCUUGUAUGUGUUUUUUAAAAACAAGUGAAAAUGUACCGUACCUGAAACUCUAUAAUUUAAUAUGCACGUUUCUCUAUGUGCAUGAUAGACUGCAGGCCUACUUAGAUUAGUGACUUUUAGGGUUUACAAUGGUUAGGCAGGAAAAUAAUUGACAGGUUGUUGGGUUUUUUUGUUUUAUCCAUAAUAUAAGUUUAUAGAUUACACAUCCUGUGUAAUUCUUACCUGUUGGCAGGAGGGACCUACUUUUGUGCUCUUAUUGUCGGGCAUUUUCUUGGAAGACAUAUAUAUUAAUGUAGAAUCCCAGAUUGGGUGUUCUUGAACUCGGCUCCUACUCCUAUCACCCCAUCUGGUUUUUGCUUCUUUUUGGUCUGUACUGAAUCUAUCGAGACCAAUGUCAGGGGAUGCAAAGUCUGAAUGCACUGAUGAUUAGGGCCGAGGCGAGCCAGUAUAUUUCCCAGGAACUGAGCAGAAGUAUGGAGUUGUCAAAAAAUCUAAACCUCUAUUGAUUUGUUCACCAAUUCUCUUCAUAUUUUGGUAUGCUGUUAUAGUAUAAUUGAAUGCGUUUUGAGAUAUUAAACUAUACUAUAAUUAUAAUGAAUCUGUGCUAAAUGGUUUUAAGUGUAUGAGGGUGAUAAUGGGACUGAAAACGGAGACCAGAAAAAUUAUCUUUUAUUUUUAUUGUGCUAUAUAAUUAUAUUAUAGAUGCUGCUCUAUUUCACGAAUGACACAUGUUUGUCAUCUUUGCCUAAGUGAUCAAAUUUUUAGAUCAAUUCAAACUGGAGAAAGCUUUCUAACUUCAAAAAGUUAAUUUUGUAUGAAUCAUUUAGUACUUGAGCAUACUAGGGUAUGAUUAUUUUCCUAAAAUCAGUGUUAUCAUUGGCAUCAAAAGCAUGAAAAUAUUCUGGUAUAAACUCAUCUAUCUCAGUCACAUCAUAUACUUUGCCUACAAUCUGUUUGUUUACUGAAAUACGAUAUUCGAGAAAAGAAUGAAAGCCAAGUUUUCGACAUUUCUAAAAGAUUCAAAAGAAAUUAAGUUUUCAGGUAAGAAAGCUUUUCCGUUUUCACUAGAGAAAGGGAAAGGGUCUAGCUUACAACCCAAACCAACCGACGUCAUAGUCUUCAGUGCGUUAAAUACCUGUAGUAGUAAUAAUGGACCCUUUCAACAGUUCAUGGCAUGCGAAAACGAGUUGUAACUCGUUUUUUUUGUAACUCGUUUUUUCUUUCAGAACUAUCCCAUGUUAUGUGAAUGUGUUUGAAAAAGUUACAGCAUAAGUAGGUAAUUGUUGAACUGCUCAUUGUUCAUUUGAUUGUAUUG
This is a messenger RNA of Aplysia californica (California sea hare), 7132 nucleotides long. RefSeq names its product SHC-transforming protein 1. The record is from RefSeq and is a predicted model, not a curated record. Lineage: Eukaryota; Metazoa; Mollusca; Gastropoda; Aplysiida; Aplysiidae. Gene Ontology annotation, molecular function: receptor tyrosine kinase binding. The transcript is spliced from 13 exons. Gene Ontology annotation, cellular component: plasma membrane. Bases 318 to 1754 code for a protein of 478 amino acids. Gene Ontology annotation, biological process: intracellular signal transduction; cell surface receptor protein tyrosine kinase signaling pathway.